This is a messenger RNA of Exophiala bonariae, 1542 nucleotides long. RefSeq lists its product as uncharacterized. The coding region runs from base 1 to 1542 and encodes 513 amino acids. The record is from RefSeq and is a predicted model, not a curated record. The transcript is spliced from 2 exons. NCBI's taxonomy places the organism in Eukaryota, Fungi, Ascomycota, Eurotiomycetes, Chaetothyriales, Herpotrichiellaceae. Gene Ontology annotation, molecular function: monooxygenase activity; iron ion binding; heme binding.
AUGUUCUCCACCUUGGUGCAGGUGUCGCUGGUGUUUGUUCCAAGCCUGGUGAUAUGCCAGCUCUUGUUGAACUACUUCACUCCCGGACUGGGAAAAAUCCCUGGGCCGUUUCUGGCACGAUUCACCGACGUAUGGCGCUUUGUCGACGCGUGUCGAGGGCAUCGUGAACAAACGAUUUUGCGAUUACACAAAAAGUACGGCCCAGUCGUGCGAUUAGGUCCCAAUUGCGUAUCUGUGGCGGAUCCGGAGGCUCUCGACUUGAUCCUGGGACUGAAAAGUAAUCUGGAUAAGAGCGACCAUGUCAAGCCCAUGCAGAAUCCAGUUGAGGGUGAAGUUCUUCCCAUGCUCAUCGCCGCGAUUGAUUCAAAAGUCCAUGCCCAGCGGAGACGACCAAUUGCUGGAGCCUUUUCCAUGAGCACGCUCCUCGGUUACGAAAAUAUUGUGGACGAAAACAUUAAUAGGCUUACCCGUCGGCUGAGAGAAGAGUACGUCGAAGGUGACACUAAGCGGAUAUGCUCCAUCGACAAGUGGAUGCACUGGUUCUCCUUCGAUCUCAUCGGACAGGCCACUUUCAGCAAGCGAUUUGGAUUUCUCGAUGCCGCAAAGGACAUCAACAAUAUGAUGUUCACUUUGGAUAUGCAAUUCAUAUAUAUUGGCACCGUCGGAUUCAUGCCGUGGAUUGACUACUUCCUCCUAAAGAACCCUUUGCUAUUGGCACUGGUUAAGACCCCAAACUAUCUAGUUUCAUUCACGAAUGAGCGAAUUCGAAAGCGGGCCAGUGGGGAGGAAAAGGGUGACUUGGAAAGACCGGACUUUCUUUCAAGGUUCCUGGACGCACAGCAGCAACAUCCAGACGUGGUCUCGGACUUGCAGGUGAAAGCCUACGCGAGUACCAAUGUGCUUGCGGCGUCCGACACGACAGGAGCUGCUCUGUCGGCUAUUCUGAUGUUCGUACUACAGCAACCCACGGUGAUGAGCAAGCUGCAGAAGGAACUUGACGACAACGCCCUGACAUACCCACCCCGGUAUAGUGAGGUAAAAAAACUGGCCUACCUCGACGCGGUCAUCAUGGAAGCGCUUCGUAUCCAUCCCACUGUUGCAGUUGAAUUGGAGCGUAAAGUGGGUGCUGGCGGUCUGGUGCUCUCUACCGGGGAGGAAUUACCGCCAGGUACUAUUGUGGGAGUGAAUGCAUGGCCCGUCCAUCGUAACCAGGAUGUUUUUGGCAAGGAUGCUGAUACAUUCAAUCCGGAGCGCUGGCUGCGAGGGGCCGACGAACCUGAGGCGGAGUUUGGUGAGAGGCUUCGCGGCAUGCAGAGGAAGUUCAUCGAGUUCGGCUAUGGACCACGAGCUUGUAUAGGCAAGCACAUUGCUUUGCUUGAAUUGUACAAAUCAAUAUCAACGCUAUUUGGGCUCUUUGAGUUGAGUUUGGCCGAACCAAAUCGGCCCGUUAAGGUCCACGCUUUACUUUCGGCUAAGAUUAUCGACCUGAACAUCUACAUUCAGGAAAGGGAUAGACCAGUCCCAGUGCUAGCUGCUGCUUAG